UUCAUACAGACUCUCAAAACUUGUCUGACAGUUUUAGGCAUUGACUUGUUGAAAUUCUCUGGUCACAGUUUCCACUGCAGUGCUGCAUCCUCUGCUGCUAUCACAGGGUUUUCUGACUAUGAAAUUCAACUCUUAGGAUGUUGGCACAGUGAUGCAUACAAGCUAUAUAUUGAU
Messenger RNA from Guyanagaster necrorhizus, 174 nucleotides. RefSeq lists its product as uncharacterized. Gene Ontology annotation, biological process: DNA recombination; DNA integration. The record is from RefSeq and is a predicted model, not a curated record. The annotation marks the transcript as partial. Gene Ontology annotation, molecular function: DNA binding. The transcript has a single exon. Lineage: Eukaryota; Fungi; Basidiomycota; Agaricomycetes; Agaricales; Physalacriaceae.